AUGCAAUUCAUUUCCACCUCACCUGAAAGUGUGCUAAACGGAAAGAGGAGAGACUGGGUGACAAACAAUUCAACCAUUAGAUUAAUAGCUGUAGAUGAACCCUACACAGUGUUACAUUGGGGAGAGUCUGCGAGCGAGGAAGACCCUUUCAGACGUCGGUAUGGUCGAUUAAGGGAACUGCGAAGCCUUGUGGAAUGUCCUGUAAUUCUAAUGACUGCCACAGCAAAUUCAGCUGCCAGGAAAACCUUACAAAGGAAAUUUUGUAUGACAGACCGUUUAGAAAUUAUAGAGAACCCAGACAGGAACAGUAUAAAAUUAUUUUUACAGUGUGGUAGGUAUCAGAUGUACAAAUAG
Saccostrea cuccullata (small rock oyster) is the source of this 354-nucleotide messenger RNA. RefSeq lists its product as uncharacterized. The transcript is spliced from 2 exons. Bases 1 to 354 code for a protein of 117 amino acids. Gene Ontology annotation, biological process: double-strand break repair via homologous recombination. Gene Ontology annotation, cellular component: nucleus; chromosome; cytoplasm. Lineage: Eukaryota; Metazoa; Mollusca; Bivalvia; Ostreida; Ostreidae. The record is from RefSeq and is a predicted model, not a curated record. Gene Ontology annotation, molecular function: four-way junction helicase activity; 3'-5' DNA helicase activity.